AUGCUUUCCAACAACCUCAUCCGGACAGUAAUCUUUCUUUCUUUUAAUGGGCCUGGAAUUGUAGGGAAUAUCCUGAUAUUUGUGAGACAUGUCUAUACUUUCAUCAUGGGAACUGAGAAAAAACCCAUAGACCUCAUCAUCAUUCAUAUGGCAUUUUCAAAUAUCCUUUUUAUUUACAGCACAGGUAUCAGGCUUAUAGCCACAGCUUUUUAUUUCAGAAACUUCCUAGGUGAGGCUGCUUGUAAAAUUUUAAUUUUCCUGGCAAGGGUGGCUCGAGGCCUCUCCAUCUGCACCACCUGUCUCCUCAGCAUGGUCCAGGCUGUCACUGUCAAUCCCAGGAUGACCCUGUGGAGAAAACUCAAACCACAGACUGCAGGGCAGGUUCUUCUCUAUCUCCUCUUCUUCUGGAUCUUUAAUUUUCUGGUAAGCUCCAACCUGCUGUGUUAUAUCACAACAGUCAGUAGUGUGAACAGAUCUGGAGCUGGAAUUUAUACUGGGUAUUGCUAUAUGCUACCAUCUAGGCAAACAGUGAAGUGGUUUUUCCUCGCUUUCAUGAUUCUUUUUGAGGUCGUCUUCCAAAGUCUCAUGGGCUGGAGCAGUGUGUCCAUGGCUGUCCAUCUAUAUAAACAUCACAAACGUGUCUCCUACCUUCGUAGCUCCAAGUGUGCUAACAAUUCGAGCCCAGAAACCAGAGCCACACAAAGCACUCUCUUUCUCAUGACCUGUUUCCUUUUCUUUUAUUGGGUAGACUUCAUUUUCUCCUUCUACAUAGGUUCUAUACUGAUACAUGAUUCCAUAAUUCUAGCAAUUAAAACAUUUCUUAGUCUUGGUUAUGCUGUCCUCAGCCCCUUUAUCCUGAUUGCCAGAGAUUUCCAUCUGGUUAACUGCUGGCACAUUCAGUAA
Molecule: messenger RNA, 903 nt
Organism: Jaculus jaculus (lesser Egyptian jerboa)
Lineage: Eukaryota; Metazoa; Chordata; Mammalia; Rodentia; Dipodidae
Product: putative vomeronasal receptor-like protein 4
Exons: 1
Coding region: 1-903 (300 amino acids)
Biological process (GO): G protein-coupled receptor signaling pathway
Cellular component (GO): membrane
Molecular function (GO): pheromone receptor activity
Source: RefSeq, a predicted model, not a curated record